Anthonomus grandis grandis is the source of this 2543-nucleotide messenger RNA. RefSeq names its product ankyrin repeat and death domain-containing protein 1A-like. Gene Ontology annotation, cellular component: nucleus; cytoplasm. NCBI's taxonomy places the organism in Eukaryota, Metazoa, Arthropoda, Insecta, Coleoptera, Curculionidae. The coding region runs from base 313 to 1950 and encodes 545 amino acids. Gene Ontology annotation, molecular function: protein binding. The record is from RefSeq and is a predicted model, not a curated record. Gene Ontology annotation, biological process: signal transduction. The transcript is spliced from 13 exons.
CGUCUAUGAUGGCUCGAAGCGCCGUUCAGUGCGUCGCGACGCUUUUCCCCAUACGUCACGUUCCCGUGUAUCGACGAGGAUUUUACCGCGCCUACGUGUUUACUAAUAGACUCUUAUUUUCAUAAUUCUGUUCUUGGACCCUGGCCCGUUUUAGGCAACAGCUUAAGCAAUAUAUUACGUCCGAACAAAUAAAAGCAAGCAGGACAUAAAUUUCUAUACGGAAAAAUGCCGCAAAUAACCGUGGAAGACGAUUUAUCUUUCACCCUUUCACGAUGUUUCAAAGGAUGAGAAGUUCAAUUUGCUAAGCAUAAAAUGCCGAGUCACGUGCAGUACAUCUCUUGUCCUAACAGGACGAUGAGCGCCUCACCAACCUCCACUCCCGAGGAGUUAGAGAGGAGGGCGUUAAUACAGAGGAACGACCUCCUGUUACACGAGGCGGUCAUUAAAAAUGACGCGGAGGGAGUGAGGAGGAUCCUCAGGGAACCCGUCGAUAUUAAUUCUAGGAAUAAUUAUGGUAGAGCUCCGAUCCAUUGGGCCUCGGCCAGAGGAAACAUCGAAAUAAUGGACAUGCUGUUAAAGGCGCAUUGUGACGUCGAAGCCAGAGAUAAGUAUGGCAUGCGACCCUUACAUAUGGCAGCAUGGCACGGCCAUCCGGACGCCGUUAGCUUACUAAUCAAUUUAGGAGCUUGUACUAACUCUACUACGAAGGCCCAAUACACAUUACUAAUCUGCGCGGCGCGUAACAACCGCGCCGACGUAAUCGACUUCCUGCUCGACACCCUGGAAGAAGUCCAGAUCGACGCGGUCGACGCAGACGCACAAACGGCAUUAUAUCACGCCGCCGCGAACGGACACGCGUGCAUCGUGAAACGGUUACUAGAAAUGGGCGCGAGCUUAGAUAAAAAGAAUAAGGAAAACAAGACCCCGCUGCACGAGGCGUGUCAGGGGGGUCACGCGGAGGUCGCUCAGCUCCUAUUGGCUCGCGAGGCCGACAUGGAGUCACGUGACAGCUCGGAGAACACGCCCCUUCACCUGGCCGCGCAGCACCAACAGAACCGAUUGGUGCAGAUUUUGUUGGACCACGGGGCGGAUCCCGAUAGCGAAAAUCAGAAAGGCAACACCGCCCUUCACAUAGCUGCCAGUUUGGGCAGCAAAGGGAUUUUAGAAUGCCUCCUGCAGCACGGCGCCUCUUUAUCCGUACAAAAUCAAUGCGGCAACACCGCCCUGCACAUGGCUUCCCAGUCAAACGAGCCCGAAAUCGUUCAGAUGCUUAUAAACAAAGGAGCCAAUUUAAAUUGUUUAAACAAGCGACUACAGACGCCGAUCCACAUAGCGGCCGAAAUGGGACACACGGAAGUAUGUAAAUUGCUACUGGGGGCGGGGGCGGACAUCGAGCAGCGCGAGCAGGGCGGCCGGACGCCGCUUUACGUCGCCGCCCGCGGUUCCUUUACCGCCAUCGUCGAUAUGAUCAUCAAAACCGCCCGCUUGGACUAUCCCUCCCACGACGAGUCAACCGACCUAAAGAAGGAAACUGCGAGUCUCAGGCCGAAACUGAGCCGUAGAUGGCGCUCCGCGUCGAAAGACGAAACGAGAGCGAAAGAGUACGAACGCCUCAAGGAGGUCCUGUACAAGUUGGCCUAUAAACAUUUAGGACCCGGGGAGUGGAAGAAAUUGGCCUACCAUUGGUCUUUUACCGAAGAUCAGAUUAAGGCCAUCGAACAUCAGUAUAACGGUCCGUCGAGUUAUAAAGAGCACGGAUUUCGUAUGAUGUUAAUAUGGGCCCACGGACUAAACGCCGAUACAAAUCCCAUCAAGGAGCUCUAUGAGAGUUUGGUAGCAGUCGGUAAAAGGCCUUUAGCAGAUACCAUGCGCAAGAAGAUUGACCAAGAGAAUGAAACGAGACGAAGAGGGCAAACGAAACGAAAGUGUAGCAGAUGUAGUAUAUGCUAAAACAACUGAGGAUGAUGAUCUGCCAAAGCCGAAACCGGUAAAACGAAAUAUCAAAAAAAUCAUCCGGUUGUACCUUUAGAUUUACCCCAUUUCGCUUAGGUGUGUGCUUUUUGAUUCUUGAUAAGAUUCGAAUAGCGUUAGACCAUUGGACCUUUAUAAUAGUUCAACUGUUUAGUGGUGCCUUGUAAGACCAUAUCGAUAUUUCCCGUACAUCUCUACUAGUCGGACCAAAAAUAAGUUUUUUAAAUAUCUUUUUAUAUUGUGUAUAUUCGUAGGGGGCUGUUCUCGUAACAGCCCUAUGGCAACAACGGGUUCCAGUUCCUCACUCAAAAGUUGCCGUCCUAACACUUGUUGGCGCCGUAUUUAAAUGUCAUUACUAGCGGGAAAUUUAAAAAUAUGCAAUAGGGCUUUUAAGAGAACUUUGCCAAUUUAAAGGCCACUCAUUAUAUGCCAAAAUGUGUUUUCUUUGUGAUGUUCUCCUAUGCCAUCCAUGGUAGUAAGUAGAGACUCCUAAACCUUAGGACGAAGACUUUAAAAAUCUGUAUAUUGUACUUAUAUGAACUAAGAUGUGAAAUUAAAUUGUUUUUUAAAAA